Molecule: messenger RNA, 270 nt
Organism: Rangifer tarandus platyrhynchus (Svalbard reindeer)
Lineage: Eukaryota; Metazoa; Chordata; Mammalia; Artiodactyla; Cervidae
Source: the annotation of a GenBank genome assembly
AUGGUCCGCCCCUCCUCGACCGUCCGACCGACUCCUUCCCGAGGACCCGUCCCCCGCCCGAAGGUUCACCCCCAAUCCCGCGAGUCCGCCUCCCCGCCCCGCGAAUCCGCGUUCCCACGAUCGCUGGGGCACCGACCUGCCAUCUCCCGCCGGGGCCGGCCUUCCCAGCCCGGGGCCUCCCCGGUCCUGAAGAGCAAGGCUCGAGGUCCCGACCUUCUUCAUCUGGAGAGAGAAUCCAAACUCUUCUGGGAAGUGGGUGGCAGCUGGUAA